Messenger RNA from Girardinichthys multiradiatus, 2799 nucleotides. RefSeq lists its product as uncharacterized. The record is from RefSeq and is a predicted model, not a curated record. Lineage: Eukaryota; Metazoa; Chordata; Actinopteri; Cyprinodontiformes; Goodeidae. Bases 1399 to 2028 code for a protein of 209 amino acids. Gene Ontology annotation, cellular component: plasma membrane. Gene Ontology annotation, molecular function: signaling receptor activity. The transcript has 8 exons. Gene Ontology annotation, biological process: immune response-regulating cell surface receptor signaling pathway.
UAAACCAGCCACAUCUGUUGUGCUGUACAACUGAGAACUUAUAGAAGCUAUGCAGAAGAAGACGCUUCACCAGGUUGACAACACGAUCUCUUAAGCUCUAAAGUCCUGUUUUAUGCCCUGAUCUCAGCUGUACUCUUCCUUCCUCUGGAUGCUGAUUGAAAUACUGAGACCACAACAACGGCAGGUUUUCAGCUGUGGACAAGUUCAACCUCAGAGAGCGCCGUGGCUCAGGACUUUUUUUGGCCUUAUAUGUACCGUGUUUUUGGAAUCGGGGCUUUUUUCAUUGCAGUGAUAACCAUAUGUGUUAUAUCACAGACAGCACUUAAAGGAAGAUGCAGGAAGAAAGCUGAUCCCCAGUCUUCUGAUCAAAUCUAUGAAAAUGUUAAUCUCUGAUGCCGAUGUGCUAAGAUUAAUUAAUAAUAUCAGUGCUAUUGCAAUAUUGCCAUUGCAACCUAUCUUACCUUUAAUAGAAACACAUUAGCUGAAAAAUUAAAUGUAAAUUUAUUUUUCUGUUAAUUCUGCAUGAAAAUAAAAUGUGGCUGCUGCAGGGAAAAAAGUGCUCUGUGAUUUCUGCACCAUGUGAACCUGAAUUCUGCAGAUGCAACGUCACAGUAAAACCUACCAGCACCUUACACUGUGAUCAGGUAUGAACUGUUAAAUCUGUAGCAAAAGAUCAGCCUCUGUUGUCAUGUUCCUGCUGCUGAAGAAGACUGUAAAACGACCUGCAGUCAAGUUAACUUACUUGAUUAAAAUAUACUUUGAGUGAGUUAGCAUGUUUGAAAGGCAGGUGGAAACCGACAUGCAAAAACCUCUGCAGUCAUUGUGGCGUGAAGAAGACAGAGGUACAAUGACAGAAUACAGAGAGUGAGAGCCUUCUGUGUUCAUGUUAACAAGACUGUCAGAAAUAAAAAUAGUAGAGAUAUCAUCUCUCCAGGAAUGCCAUAUUGCAGCUGAAAAAUUAUAAUUCUAGCGCACCAUCACUUUAUGGGACAUUUUAUUAUUACUAUUAUCUCCAGCUCCAUGACAUUAAACUUCAUCUUUAUAUUACGGCCACUUUGCCCUCCCAAACUGUCCAUGAUGACAUUUAGAAGCACAUGCAAACUUCUCAUUUAAAUAGAGCGGUCUGUACCACUUUGAACUUGUUAUUUGCCCAAGCAAUCUUAGCUAAUUCCCUGCAACACACCCACUAACUGCAUGUACAAUUUAGCUGCCGUUAUGUAGGAUCUAAAUAUACCAGGCCCUAAGUCUAUUAGCAGUUACAGGAAGAUCUGUGGUGAAGACAUCUAGACAAAGACCCCAUAAUAGUAAACAGGAAGUAAACCAGCCACAUCUGUUGUGCUGUACAACUGAGAACUUAUAGAAGCUAUACAGAAGAAGACGCUUCACCAGGUUGACAACAUGAUCUCUUACAGCUCUAAAGUCCUGUUUUAUGCCCUGAUCUCAGCUGUACUCUUCCUUCCUCUGGAUGCUGAUUAUGAAGACUGCACAACAGAACUACUAGUUCGCCGGAACACAAUUUAUGAAGUGUUUCCUGGACAACAACUCAGGAUCGAUUGCCCAGUUGUGUUCUGCAACUUUCCACCACCACCAGUCUCUUGGUAUAAAAUGGAGGAAAAAUUUGUUCGCCUCCAUGUCAACAAUAAAAAUCACAUCACAGUAGGAUGGGAAAUAUGGAAUUCAUCGAGAGGGAAAUCCUACUUGCUCUUUAAAAACGUUGUCAAAAGUGACUCAGGUAUUUAUCAGUGUGAAACUGGAGGAAAUGUUGGUCAUGCCAUCAACAUCACUGUUAAUGGAAAUACUGAGACCACAACAACGGCAGGUUUUCAGCUGUGGACAAGUUCAACCUCAAAGAGCGCCGUGGCUCAGGACAUUUUUUGGCCUUAUAUGUACUGUCUUUUUGGAAUCGGGGCUUUUUUCAUUGCAGUGAUAACCAUACGUGUUAUAUCACAGACAGCACUUAAAGGAAGAUGCAGGAAGAAAGCUGAUCCCCAGUCUUCUGAUCAAAUCUAUGAAAAUGUUAAUCUCUGAUGCCGAUGUGCUAAGAUCAAUUAAUAAUAUCAGUGCUAUUGCAAUAUUGCCAUUGCAACCUAUCUUACCUUUAAUAGAAACAUAUUAGAUGAAAAAUUAAAUGUAAAUUCAUUUUUCUGUUAAUUCUGCAUGAAAAUAAAAUGUGGCUGCUGCAGGGAAAAAAGUGCUCUGUGAUUUCUGCACCAUGUGAACCUGAAUUCUGCAGAUGCAACGUCACAGUAAAACCUACCAGCACCUUACACUGUGAUCAGGUAUGAACUGUUAAAUCUGUAGCAAAAGAUCAGCCUCUGUUGUCAUGUUCCUGCUGCUGAAGAAGACUGUAAAACGACCUGCAGUCUGGUGGUUCUGACUCUGACGGGAACUAGAUUAGGUUUUCAUUCAUGGUGCAGGAAGGUGCAGGAACACAGCAAAUCUGUGUCACCAACCAAAUAUUUGUCAAAAUAUUUUUGCUCAUACAUCAAUCUGAUAAAAUAUUGUAAAAUAUUAAUACUACUACAGCUGCGUGCUGCAGAAUAACACUUGCACCAAUGCCAUUGUUGUGAAGUAUUGCUAACUUAGAGUAACAUACAUAUUUUAAUUUAGUUGUAAAAAUAUAUCUACAUAAAUCUGACUCACAUCUUUGCUGUCAGUGUCUUCUGCAGAGUAUGUUUGGUAGAUGUUGUGUAAAUGAUCAAUAGAACACAAGUUACUUUGUUUUGUGCUCUUAAAUGGCUGCAAUUCAAACAGUACUGAUUGCAAAAUGAAAGUGCAUUUGUUUAAUCUGUAGACUGC